UGUUCGUUAUCAUCAAAAAGCAAUGGCGGAUGAAGAGAAGCAAAGCAAUUUUACCACUGCCAUUCAGUUUUGGAAGGAUGUGAACUUAACCGAUCUUCAAAAGGAAUUGGACAAGCAGGGCCUGAAUAUCGUCGAAAACCAGAAAGAUGGACUGGUGUCUCGAAAGAAACUUGCCGAGCACACAAGAGAAUUUAAAAAAAUUCCUGACGAGGAGAAACUUCAGAAAUUCAAGCCUCUUCUAAAAGGUUAUCAGACAGAGAUUGAUAAUAUUACACGAAGGACCAAAUUUGCCGAAAAUGCAUUCUUAGCCCUAUACAAGCUACUAGCGGACGCGCCCGAUCCAGCCCCGCUUUUCGAGGCGGCUGUUGAUCAAAGUGCCAAACUGGUGGAUAGUCAAGCGACACAAAAAGAAAAUGAAACGCUGCGAUCUCAGUUGGAAGAAGCCGAAAAACGGCUGGCACAGUUGCAACAUGUUGAGGAGACGAACAAAGACUUGCAGCAGAAAAUAACUCAAAUGGAAGAAAAGAUGAAGGAUAAGAAAACGGAGGAUGUGCAACAGAAAGAACAGGAGAUGAAACAACAGUUCAAUGACAAAAUCACAUCGUAUAAGGAACGGGAGCAUCAUCUGCAGCGUCAAUUGAACCAAGCAUUAGAUCAACUUACACAACUGCGCCAUACCCACGAUGAUACGCAAGCACAGUUGAUCAACCAUAACCAAAAAUAUGAUGAGGAAGUGGUUGGUAAAUUGGCCGAAUUGGAUAUCGUCAUGAUGGAUCUUGAACGAGCAAAUGCCAAGAUUAUGGGACUGGAACGGAAGAAUGAUGACUUGAAGCGGGAAAUUACGAAUCUUCAAGCCUCAGAGGAGAAGGAUAACACCCAAGCGACUUCCUCGAAUACCGAAGCCCAAGAUGCCGAAAUCGCCAAACUGAUCAAAGAUGUGGAUAACUACAAACAGCUGUUACAAAAUACCGAGUCUCGGUUGUCGAAACGAGUGAAGGAUCUAUCCACCGAAGUUCAGAGUCUGAAAGAAGAGCGGGAUGGUCUAAAGAGAUCACUGAAGGAAUAUGAUGACUAUCAUGAAAUCAAGCGAGAAUUGGAUAUUAUGAAGUAUGUGGAAUUCUCUACCGGCAUGGAGGAUGACGACGAUCAUUUUGAUGCCAAAGGUGUCCUCGAAAAGGAUGAUAAAUUACGCGAGUGUCUCGAAGUUCAACUCAUGGAGAAAAACAAGCGUCUACAAAGCGAAUACACCCAGCUCAAAGUAGCCUUUUCCGAUUUGCAGAGCGAAUCGGAGGCGAAAGAUCAAGCCAUUACUUCGUUGCAGAGCAAGAGUAACGAACAAGAAACACUUAUACAGCGACUGGAAGAAGAUUUACUGCGAUUUGGUCAGAAGAAUAACGGUAAUUCUAUUGUCGAUGCCCUAUCACGUACCUCAUCUGCGCUGAAUUUGACCGCGGCUGGGCAUGAUCCCUUGAACGCCAAGUCACCCGAGACAGCAUCACCCCGUGCCAGCCACGAUGCCGGUUUGACCCCGGUCAAGGACGACAAGAGCAUUUUACCGAUCGUAAUGAAUCAGCGUGACAGAUUUAGACAACGUAAUGCAGAACUGGAGGAGCAGACACGGUCGCUUGAAAUGCGAUUGCAAGAUAUGCAGACGGAAGUAGAAACAGUGAAAGCCGAUAACCUUAAACUGUAUGAACGCCUCAAGUUUGUUCAUGUGUGGAAGGAGGAGCAGAGCAAAGGUCUUGUGAACCGAUCCACGGCUGUCACCAUCGACAACGGUGAGUCUGCCAGCUCACCGUAUCGUGAGUUUAAAAAGCCGAAAUCGCCAAAGAACGAUGAUCCAACCGCCAAGUACGAUAAGUUGUACGAAGAGAGCAUGAAUCCAUUUAUGCAAUUCCAUCGAAAGGUGAACAUUUGCAGCAGAGGAAAUUUUGCGAGUUGACCCAGGUUAAUGAGUAUUUUUAUCUGUAGGAAGAAACACGUCGGUACAAU
Molecule: messenger RNA, 1992 nt
Organism: Radiomyces spectabilis
Lineage: Eukaryota; Fungi; Mucoromycota; Mucoromycetes; Mucorales; Radiomycetaceae
Product: CASP C terminal-domain-containing protein
Exons: 12
Coding region: 23-1942 (639 amino acids)
Biological process (GO): intra-Golgi vesicle-mediated transport
Cellular component (GO): Golgi membrane
Source: RefSeq, a predicted model, not a curated record